UUCUUUUUUGGUGGAUACUCGAAUUAAACUCAAAGCACAGCUAGCAUACAACUAAGAAGUUGAACAAGAGUAUAUCGUGGAAAUGAAGAACCAGCUGCUCUGUUCCAGCACAGAUGAAUCAACUACAGACGAGAAUGAUGAAGAGUACUGGCCAAGAUCAGUAGCUGCUAAUAAUAAUUGUUGGUGGAGAUCAUGGGGUGCAAAGUUUGAUGUUAAGAUGAUGAAGGUUGAUCCAAGGAUGAGAGUGGUGAGAGAGUUGGAGAGACUGGCUUUGGUGGCAACGCACAGUCAUCACGAAGGGCUGAAUGAGCUCCGGCACAAGCUGCACAUGUAUCGAUCAGGUGAUUUCUGGAUGCCUAUAGGAGGUAUCAUUAAGGAAAACAUGGACAUCCCACCGCUGGCCACAAUUCUCUUGGUUGGCUUCUCUGCUUCUGGCAAGACCUCCCUCGUCAACCUUAUGUACUCUGUUUUGGGUCGCUCCGGACUCGUACCCUUUGCUCAAACAUCACCGCCGGAGACAGGAAGUUAUUCUUCAAACCAUAGUAGUAAAUCUAGAGCUAGCAUGGUUUUGAAAGAGCACAAUGUGCUAAGGUCUUCGCGAAGUGGGUUCUGUGUGUUUGACUCGAGGGGAUUCGAGUACGACCAAAUGGGUGAGGGUGUUGAAGAACAAGUGUCAAAUUGGAUGAAUGACGGGGUUCGCCAUAACCAAGUGUGCUUAAGACCAGGCGACGAUGCUGCGUUAAUGGAACAUGAAGAAUAUUCGGCUUCAAAGUUUGUGAGGAGGAGAGUGAAUUGUGCAAUGGUGGUGGCUAACAUGGCAGAAAUCUACAAGGCAUUGAAGGCUGGUGAUUCUAAGCCAAUGGAGGCCACGAGGCAGCUUUUCUGCUCUGUCAACGCUUUCACAAAUUGUAAUGAUGAUGAGAGGCCUAUCUUGAUCUUGACACAUGGCGACAUGUUAUCAACUGAGGAGAGGAUUGAAGGGCGGCUCAAAAUCUGUGAAAGUGUGGGUGUAUCGGAGACCAGUGGAGUAUAUGACAUCGUGUGCCUUACCGAGUACGGAUUUCUGGCAGAAGAAUCAGACCCAGUUUCAGCCUAUGCCGUCACUGAAGCAGUGUAUAGGGCAUUGCUGAUAUCGGACAGAACCCACUCACCCAAGAAAAGCCUUGAGGACUGGGCAUUGCUUGUAUUAUCCUGGAUCAUGUACUUGCUUGGCUCUCUAUUUGCUCUGCUUGCUCAGAUUUGCCUCAAACUCGGUCGACACACCAAGGAUAUAUAUUAAACUAGUACUAACCCGCUCAGCUCUACUAGGCUUACCAUUCAUUUCUUUUGAUGUAGUGUUCAUUAAUUACACGUGUUUUACUAACAAAUACAAUAUGUAUGUUUAAGGAGCUCUGAUCUGACUAUGUGUAAUAUAAAUAAAUAUUUGAACAUGGUUAUUCCAUAUAAUCGAGGAGGAGUUUACUU
Prunus mume (Japanese apricot) is the source of this 1464-nucleotide messenger RNA. RefSeq lists its product as uncharacterized. The record is from RefSeq and is a predicted model, not a curated record. Lineage: Eukaryota; Viridiplantae; Streptophyta; Magnoliopsida; Rosales; Rosaceae.